UUCGGCAAUCGAGUCAUCUUCAGUAAUGGCAACUUCGCAAUCGCCAUUGAAUUUUCUCUCCCCGACUCCAUUUCCAUGCCCUUCUUCAUCUUCUUCAGAAUCUCACUUUCUCAUUCCACUAUUAGAAACCCGUUGCUUAAACAGAGCUCUCAAGUUUAAAAUUUGUUGUUCGACUCAUUCUAUUGAAAUUGGCACGCAGCAAAGUAGCCUCACCAGGAAGAAGAGAAAGCCCAGGCCUAGCUUUGUUGAGCAAAUUCAAGAUAAAUGGUCUCGGAAACCCACUAUCUUGAUAGAAAAACUCCCAUGGGAAGAAGAAGAAAAAGAAGAAGAAAAAGAAGAAGCAAAGUUCGAAAAUUUUGAAGAAGAUGAAGAGCGAAAUGUGAGAUUUUCCAAUGGGGUUGUUUCUCAGACAGCAAGUGAAAAGAGCUCUGCAGUUAGUCAGCCAAUGAGUUCUGGUUUACCAGAAAAGGUAAUAUUGCCUCCUUGGGAGCAUGGAAAAAAGCCCAGAAAAAAGUCCCAGUUUGAUAAUCCAGUUAGAAACUCGAGGCGGGCCAGUAAUAGUACUGAAAGCCUCAAUGGCCUUAAUGAUCAUGCUCAAAAUUAUGCUACUAACAGUCGUGUAAUUCAAAAUUGUAAUAAUUUUGAGGGAAAAUUUGAUCUUGGUGAGCAAAGUGGAGAAAAGGGUGUCAAGGAUGAUGAAACCCGAAAUGGCUUUAAUGAGCAUUCUGAAAAUUAUGUUACCAGCUUUAGUGUAUUUCAAGAUGUAAAGAAAAUGGAGGAAAAGCUUAAACUUGAUGAGGAAAUUGGAGAAAAUGGUGCCAAGAAGGAUGAUACUUCGAAUGAGCCGUCACAGACAGGUGAGUUUUUGUUUAAUGAGAUAGACAAGGGUGCUGAACAUAGCAAUAAUGGGUUGGGGGCUUUUCAGAAUUAUGUGAAGGAUUCAGGGGAUACUAGUGAAUCAGUGAGGUUGCCGUGGGAGAGUGAGAGUGAUCAACAAUAUCAUGAAGGGAAAAGAUUAAGAAAAAGUAACACUGAGGUGGCUGAGAAAGUAAUACCCGAGCCUGAAUUGAAGAGGCUUAGGAAUUUGGCUUUGAGGAUGGUAGAGAGAAUAAAGGUUGGGGCAGCCGGUGUAACGCAGGCAUUGGUGGACUCUAUUCAUGAGAAGUGGAAGCUGGAUGAGGUGGUGAAGCUGAAAUUCGAAGGUCCUACUGCCAUGAAUAUGAGGUGGACACACCAGAUUCUAGAGAGUAGAACUGGAGGUUUGGUUAUUUGGAGAUCAGGCAGUACAGUGGUGUUGUACAGAGGAAUGGGAUACAAAUUAGAUUGUGUACAGUCGUAUGCUAGACAAACUCAAGACAAGACAAAGGAAUUUGAAUCUUCAGGAGUUCAGGUGAAUAAUUUUGCUCGAAGCAUCGGUACCUCAUGCUCUGCUGAACCAUCGACUGCUAAAUCUUAUUCGAACAACCUAUCUGUCAAAGAGCUCAAGGAUCGAAGUGAGCUCAACCUACUGCUGGAUGAACUUGGUCCACGGUUCAAAGAUUGGUCAGGGCGUGAACCAGUGCCUGUUGAUGCUGACUUGCUUCCUGAUGUUGUUCCUGGAUAUAGACCCCCAUUUAGGCUUCUACCUCAUGGGAUAAGACAUGGUUUACGUGACAAAGAAAUGACAUUUUUCCGUAGGAGUGCCAGAGUAUUGCCUCCACAUUUUGCCCUAGGAAGAAACAGACAACUGCAAGGUCUGGCAUUGGCAAUGGUAAAGUUGUGGGAAAAGUGUGCUAUUGCAAAGAUAGCCAUCAAACGUGGUGUACAGAAUACUUGCAAUGAAAGAAUGGCAGAAGAACUCAAGGUAUUAACUGGAGGUACACUAUUGUCAAGAAACAAGGAAUAUAUCGUAUUUUACAGGGGAAAUGAUUUUUUGCCAUCUGGUGUUACGCAAGCAUUGGUGGAAAAAGAGAGAGAAACUGUUCUCCAACAGGAUGAGGAAGAAAUAGCGCGUCAGAGAGCAUUGGCCCUGAUUGCGUCAAAUGUCAAAGUUGCUGAACGGCCUUUAGUUGCCGGAACCCUUUCUGAGACAAAGGCAGCAACCUUGCGCUGGAACAACCAGGCAACUGGUGAAGAUUUAGAGAAGAUGAUGAGAGAUUCAGCUGUAGUAAAGCAUGCUGCUUUGGUUAAAUCUCUUGAGAACAAGCUAGCUAUUGCAAAAGGGAAGAUAACAAAGGCCGAGAAGGCUUUAUUGAAAGUGCAAGAAAAUUUUGAACCUGCUGAACAACCCACUGACUUGGAAACUAUAAAUGAUGAGGAAAGGUUUUUACUUCGGAAAAUGGGUCUGAGUAUGAAACCAUAUCUGUUUCUAGGAAGGAGAGGCAUUUUUGAUGGUACCAUUGAAAAUAUGCACCUGCAUUGGAAGUACAGAGAGCUGGUGAAGAUUUUUGUGGAACGAAAAAGUUUCCCACAAGUCAAACAUAUUGCAAUUUCUCUUGAGGCAGAGAGUGGUGGUAUUUUAGUAUCAGUUGACAAAACUGCCAAAGGAUAUGUCAUUAUUGUUUAUCGUGGAAAAAAUUAUCUCCCUCCUAGUGCAUUUAGGCCUAAAAAUCUUCUGACAAGAAGGCAAGCAUUGGCUCGUUCUAUUGAGCUUCAGAGACGUGAGGCUCUAAAGCAUCAUGUGGCAGAGUUGCAAGAAAAAAUUGAGAAGCUGAAAUCUGAGCUUGAAGAUAUGAAGAAUGUCAAGGAGAUCGAUGAGGAGACCUUGUACUCAAGGGUGGAUGAUGCAUCCGAUGAUGAUGAAUUGCAAGAAGAUGAAGAUGAAGAUGCAUAUCUUGAGACGUAUAACUGCAGCGGUGAUGUUGGAACUUCUUGACGAGGGUUUGAGAAGGAAAACUAGAACACAGAACUGCUCCGUGGUGAAAAAAAGCUCGAUUUUUCAAAUUAACACUUGGAAGGUGGUCCGAACUGAAAAGCUCCAAAGGUUUGGUUAACGGGAUUUGAGAUUUGGAUGGACAGUGAUCUCCGGGGUUGCUGCAUGUGGGUGUGUGACCAUUACAAACGUACUUGAUUCAAGUCCCACACCAUUCUUAGGAUGAAAAAUCUUGUGACAAUGAAUGGUUGUGCAUGUGAGCCUGUAGAAUUUUAAGCUCAAGAAUCUCAUGAAUCUAUUAUCUUUCGAUCAAUAAAGCUGUUGAAGUGAAUACUAAUGUAGCUAGUUUACAUGUAUGUAAUAUCCAACACAGUUCCUAAAAGAAACAUAUCAGCUGCAAUCACUUUAGCUUUCUGCAAAAUAGUGCACCUCAUCAGAGUGUAUUAAGAGUCAGUGGUUAAGAAUGUGCAAAUUAAUGGAAGAUA
This is a messenger RNA of Coffea arabica (coffee), 3336 nucleotides long. The record is from RefSeq and is a predicted model, not a curated record. NCBI's taxonomy places the organism in Eukaryota, Viridiplantae, Streptophyta, Magnoliopsida, Gentianales, Rubiaceae.